Messenger RNA from Fragaria vesca subsp. vesca, 2179 nucleotides. RefSeq names its product phospho-2-dehydro-3-deoxyheptonate aldolase 2, chloroplastic-like. NCBI's taxonomy places the organism in Eukaryota, Viridiplantae, Streptophyta, Magnoliopsida, Rosales, Rosaceae. Gene Ontology annotation, molecular function: 3-deoxy-7-phosphoheptulonate synthase activity. The transcript has 5 exons. The coding region runs from base 111 to 1715 and encodes 534 amino acids. Gene Ontology annotation, biological process: aromatic amino acid biosynthetic process. The record is from RefSeq and is a predicted model, not a curated record.
CAACAUCUCUCUCUCUUUCUCUCUCUAGAAUUUCAAGCUUCACCAACAACUGAAAACAAAGAAAACAGAGAAGAAGGAAAGAAAGAGAGAAAAGGAAGUUACUUACAGCAAUGGCGCUCACAAACCCAACAACCCUCUCCUCCAAAUCACUCUGCAACAACCCUCUUUCCGUCCCUACCACUCAAUCUCACCAACCCACUUUUCUCGCCACCAAGAAACGCCUCGUCCACCCCAUCUCCGCCGCGGCCGCGGCCGACGGCGGCAAGUCCCCCGUCGUCGCCGAGAAGCCCCCGAAGGCGGCGGUGGCGGCGGCACCGGUGGCGGCGCCGAAGCCCAACUCCGGGAAAUGGAGCAUUGAGAGCUGGAAGACCAAGAAGGCUCUGCAGCUGCCUGAGUACCCAGAUCAGAAUGAGCUCAACACCGUGUUGGGUACCAUUGAGUCGUUCCCGCCGAUCGUGUUCGCCGGAGAGGCCAGGCACUUGGAGGAGAAGAUCGCCGAGGCUGCAAUGGGUAAUGCUUUUCUUCUUCAGGGUGGUGACUGCGCUGAGAGCUUCAAGGAGUUCAGUGCUAAUAAUAUUAGGGACACUUUCAGAGUGAUGCUCCAGAUGGGAGUUGUACUUAUGUUCGGAGGACAAAUGAACGUUGUCAAGGUGGGAAGAAUGGCGGGUCAGUUUGCCAAGCCGAGAUCAGCUGCAGUUGAGGAGAAGAAUGGGAUUACGCUGCCAGUUUACAAGGGAGACAAUAUUAAUGGCGAGGCCUUUGAUGAGAAGUCUAGAAUUCCAGACCCUCAGAGGUUGAUCAGGGCUUACUGCCAAUCUGCUGCAACUUUGAACCUUCUGAGGUCGUUUGCCACCGGAGGGUAUGCCGCUAUGCAGAGGGUUACUCAAUGGAAUCUCGACUUUGCUGAGCACAGUGAGCAGGGAGAUAGGUACCAGGAAUUGGCUCACCGGGUUGAUGAAGCCUUGGGAUUCAUGUCAGCUGCUGGACUUACAGUUGAUCAUCCUAUCAUGAGGACAACUGAGUUCUGGACAUCCCAUGAGUGCUUGCAUUUGCCAUAUGAGCAAGCCCUCACAAGGGAGGAUUCUACUUCUGGACUCUUCUAUGAUUGCUCAGCUCAUAUGCUCUGGUGUGGGGAGCGUACCAGGCAACUGGAUGGUGCCCAUGUUGAGUUCCUAAGGGGAAUCUCCAACCCUAUUGGAGUCAAGGUGAGCAACACAAUGGAUCCAAAGGACCUUGUUAACCUCAUUGAAAUCCUAAACCCCACCAACAAGCCAGGAAGGAUCACAAUCAUUUGCAGAAUGGGUGCUGAGAACAUGAGAGUCAAGCUUCCGCACUUGAUUAGGGCUGUCCGCCAAGCAGGGCAAAUUGUGACCUGGGUCUGCGACCCAAUGCAUGGAAACACUAUUAAGGCACCCUGUGGACUCAAAACACGUCCAUUUGAUGCAAUUCUAGCUGAGGUACGAGCAUUCUUCGAUGUUCAUGAGCAAGAAGGGAGCCAUCCUGGAGGAAUUCAUCUCGAGAUGACUGGCCAGAAUGUUACUGAGUGCAUUGGAGGAUCCCGAACAGUGACUUUCGAUGAUCUGAGCUCACGUUACCACACACACUGCGACCCAAGGCUGAAUGCUUCUCAGGCUCUCGAGCUCGCCUUUAUCAUCGCUGAACGACUAAGGAAGAGAAGGAUCGGAACACAACGUCUACUCUCUUUAAGCCUCUAAGCAAUAUUCCAUUUUGAAGUUCUGCAUCAUUUCAGAUUGUUGGCAAUGUUGAUGUACUUGGUAGCAAAUAAACUUUCGUACGUAUGGGUUUUAUCCAGCAAACUACAUAUUGCAAGCUAGUGAUGGGUAUCAAACUAUCAACAGCAACUAGACAAAAUCCUGAGAAGCUGGAAGACUAGUAAAAUGUCCCUGUUGUUUUUAGCUGUCAAAGAUUCGAUCAUAUGUUUGAACGGUAGGUAUGGUGCCCUCAGAUUUGCAAGCUGCAGAAGCAAGGUGUUGGAGAUCAAACCUGUUCGAGGUUGUUUUGUUUGUAUUUGUAUUUUGAGUUUGUUUACUUAUGAAUGAAGUUUGAUCAGGCAUCCGUUCUUGAAACAAUAAAAAAUCAAAGCAAUAGCCACUUAUGGCGUGCUGAAUUGUUGUUAUGGUUAGCAAAGUGAAUGAAGAAGAAUAGCUAUUGUUUGCUC